AUGUCGCAGGCGUUGUCAUCUAUUGCUCGCACUCGGCGGUCAGCUAGGGUUGCCCCCCUUGCUGUUGUUCGUGCUGUAGCCCCUCUGCCCAUUGCUGCCGAUGUGGAGCCAAUGGAGGAUGAUGUCACCGGGUUGCCAUUAAUAAUGUGCCCAGAUUGCAGGGACGUCAGGGUGUUUGCUGCCACAACGAUGCAAUCUAAGUGUAACAAUGGAAAGAGAUAUUUCAAGUGUCCCAGGAAGAAGUUUUCAAAUGCUAGUGCAGUGGGGAAAUGUAAGAGCUAUUGGUUUGGGGAAGAAUAUGUGGUGUACCUUCAUGAUAAUGGUUAUCUACUUGCAGCUGGGUCGACCAUCGCAGAAGCUUUGACAACUGAAGUCCCUGAGGUGGUGGGAAAAAUUGAUAGCUUAGAGAAAAAUCUAAAAAAGGUGAAGGAAAUGGUUGGCAAGAACAGGGAAGGCAUUGGAAGCUGCAUUUGUCUUGUGUGUGGAUGUGUGAAUGUAACACUAUUCUUAGUGUUGGAAUGGUUGUAG
Molecule: messenger RNA, 528 nt
Organism: Miscanthus lutarioriparius
Lineage: Eukaryota; Viridiplantae; Streptophyta; Magnoliopsida; Poales; Poaceae
Source: the annotation of a GenBank genome assembly